This is a messenger RNA of Drosophila albomicans, 1492 nucleotides long. RefSeq lists its product as uncharacterized. Lineage: Eukaryota; Metazoa; Arthropoda; Insecta; Diptera; Drosophilidae. The transcript has a single exon. The record is from RefSeq and is a predicted model, not a curated record. The coding region runs from base 177 to 1397 and encodes 406 amino acids.
UGCUUUGACACCUUUAAAACCCAAAUUAAAUUCUUUAAAAAUCAUUUUAUCAUAAAAUACCACAAUUUUUGACGAAUUAUAAAGUAGCUUUGAUAUCACUUUUCAUAAGAGUGUGCCUGAAUAACGUUAUUUGGAAACAUUGUACAAAUUCUCUAGCUUAAAUGAAAUUGUAGAAAAUGAGUGAUGUGAAAGAGGACACACUGGACCGUCAUUUUGCAGAGCAGCUGAAACUGGUAAGCGAUGUGUUCAUCGAGAGUAUAUGUACAUCCCACCACGACAUCAUUCAUCACUGGCUGACGGUGUUUUAUAAUGCCACCGGGUCGGAGAAGUAUGCCCGCAACUGUCUGAUGGUACUGAUGCACGGCCAAUUAAAGGAGAUGGGUAGACUAGGCAAACCUUUCACGGAUUUGAGUAACACCACUCGUCGACUAGAUGAUGUGCUCAAUACAUAUGGCAAUGACAACACCAGCAUUGAGAAAGAGCAACCCGAGGAAUCGAAAAAAACAGUCGAACUUGAAGCGGCGCCCGCAUCAGACAUCGAAUCAGUUUGCUCUAGUCGUUGUGGGAGCUCAAGUCAUUACUCAGAAAAGUUGAAAGCCACAGAGAAAUCGGAUUAUGAACUGCAAAUUCAGAAGAAUCGGCAAUUACUCGAAGAAGUCAAUGAGUUACAUGCGCGCACCAUCGAGAAUGAGCAGCACUAUAAAGCAACGGACUCCAAGUGGCAGAAAAAGUUAAACGAGGGACAGAACGUGAUGCCACUCCAGUCUAAGCGUAGCAUGGCACUGCUACUAAAGAUCGAGAUCAGCACAAGGAGUGCAAUACGUCGUCUCAAGGAUUGGACACCAAGUGGUGGUGUCAUCAACUUUCUUUCCAUCGCCUUGCAAGACAUACUCGACGAUGAACCCGAGACGCGCAGUGUCUUAUUGGAGCUUGAUCGCAAGUUGGAAAGUGUGCUCGACAAUCUGUUAGAACAGGCGGGCGAACGGCGCGAGAAGAACGUUCGUAUUCUCUACGACAAGCUAUUCCAGCAACAGCAGGAAAUGCUACAGGCCAAGGAUGUGCUCCUACAAAAGGAACAGGCCGCUCUGGCCGAAGCCCGGAUUCAGCUGCAAGCCAAGACACGGCUUUGGGAUAUCGUUACGCCAUACUAUCGAGAGGAAGCAAAGCUGUCAUCAAACAUGGAGUCGACACCACCGCAUCAAUCUAGAAAAUCAGGUGGCGCCAGUGCUAGAAGACCAAGACUAACGCUGUCUCCAGCUUCGUCGUCAUCGACAUCCCCAGUGCCAUUAUCUCCCAAAAGAAAAGAGAUCAACGAUAAAAAUAAUAAAUGCAAUUGUGAGGUAUGUCUAGGAUUCAAGCCGAAGUUCUCAGAUAUGCAGUUUCACAGCAAAUGUUAAUCGUGUUUCUAUUUAUAUAUUUUAUAUUUUGUUUUCCUACAUUUUGUUUUCAAGUUUUUAAACAAAACAAGACAGAAAAAUAAAUAAUUUCUUUA